Molecule: messenger RNA, 2628 nt
Organism: Scleropages formosus (Asian bonytongue)
Lineage: Eukaryota; Metazoa; Chordata; Actinopteri; Osteoglossiformes; Osteoglossidae
Gene: slc27a4
Product: solute carrier family 27 member 4
Exons: 13
Coding region: 414-2345 (643 amino acids)
Biological process (GO): medium-chain fatty acid transport; long-chain fatty acid metabolic process; long-chain fatty acid import into cell
Cellular component (GO): endoplasmic reticulum membrane; plasma membrane
Molecular function (GO): oleoyl-CoA ligase activity; long-chain fatty acid transmembrane transporter activity
Source: RefSeq, a predicted model, not a curated record
UUAUUGGUCGAGUCUGUCCAUCAACGUCCGAAACAGAAUGCCGGCGAACGCGAGGGGGCGGGAGGAAGCAGGAAAAUUAUAAGGUCAUUUGAAUUAACUCUAGCUUGUAAGAGACCCACGGGUGAAAACGGGGACCUGGUGACAUGAAGGCAGCGAUAAGGACCACUGGAUGAAUUAAAUGGGCCAGUGCGGGGGGUGUGAUCGUAUCGCGGUGGAGGAACGGCACAUAAGUAAUCGUGUAUGUCAGUGAACGCUGGCGGUGUGUGACAGACUGAGCGCAUGCAGGAGCUCAGUAGCUAACAGGACAGAAGACGGUUCAGAUAAGCCGAUCAGGGGGUAACUACGUGACGGGGUCUCUAUCUGCUGCCAACUACAACACGACGUAAAGGGGACUCCACGCUAUUUCAACAAGGAUGUUGCGACUGGCCUCCUGCGCCGCCUUGCUCUUCCUGCUCAGGCUGGUCGCGGGCCUGCCGUGGCUCCAGGUGAUCCCCGGCCUCCUCGUCUUCUACCUGGGCUCCGGCGGCUGGAGGUUCGCUCGCGUCGUCGCGAAGACCCUGGGAAGAGAUCUGCACGCUGCUGGUGUGCUGCUGACUGUGAAGCUGAACGUGAGGAGGCAUCUCCGAGAACGCAAUACCAUCCCCAAGAUCUUUGCCGAGACCCUGCGGCGGCACCCCGACAAGACUGCGCUCAUCUUUGAGGGCACCGGAGAAGCGUGGACAUUUCGGCAGCUGGACACCUACUCCAACCGUGUAGCCAACCUGCUGUUGCAGAUGGGCUACCGUGAGGGCGAUGUGGUGGCGCUCUUCAUGGAGAACCGCUCGCAGUAUGUGGGGCUCUGGCUGGGCAUGGCCAAGAUCGGCAUGGAGGCUGCCCUCAUCAACUUCAACUUGCGCCUGGACGCCCUGGUGCACUGCAUCACCAUUUCCAACGCCAAGGCCAUCAUAUUCGGCAGUGAACUCACAGAGGCGGUGUGCGAAGUUCACAGCUCCAUGGGGAAAUCUGUGAAGAUGGUCUGUAGCGGCGACUGGGAUCCUCGGCGCGUUCCUCCAGGGACCGAAUGUCUGGAGCCACUGCUGGAGGCUGCGCCCACACACUUGCCCAGUCAGCCACAGCGCUGCUUCACAGAUAGACUCUUCUACAUCUACACAUCAGGGACCACUGGCAUGCCCAAAGCUGCAAUUGUUGUUCACAGCAGGUACUACCGAAUGGCUGCCCUCGUCUACUAUGGAUUUAGGAUGACCUCUGACGAUGUUCUGUAUGAUUGUCUGCCGCUCUACCACUCUGCAGGGAACAUUGUAGGGGUGGGACAGUGCCUCAUCCACGGCAUGACAGUAGUCAUCAGGCGCAAAUUUUCUGCCUCGAGGUUCUGGGAAGACUGCAUCAAGUACAAUUGCACGAUUAUCCAGUACAUUGGAGAAAUCUGCCGGUACUUGCUGAACCAGCCGCCACGGGAGGCAGAGCAACAGCAUUGUGUGCGCAUGGCCCUGGGUAAUGGCUUGCGACAGUCCAUCUGGGAGGAGUUCACCUCACGCUUCCACGUGCCACAGAUCGCCGAGUUCUACGGCGCCACAGAGUGCAACUGCAGCCUGGGCAACUUUGACAACAAGGUGGGUGCGUGUGGCUUCAACAGUCGGAUACUCCCCUUCUUCUACCCCAUCCGACUCGUGAGGGUGGAUGAGGAAACCAUGGAACUGGUCCGUGGUCCUGAUGGUGUCUGCAUCCCCUGCAAGCCAGGUGAGUCGGGACAGCUGGUUGGCCGAAUCGUCCAGAGCGAUCCCUUGCGCAGGUUUGAUGGCUACGUAAACCAGACAGCUACCAACAAGAAGAUUUCUCACGAUGUCUUCAAGAAGGGAGACAGCGCCUAUCUAUCAGGUGACGUGCUUGUCAUGGACCAGUACGGGUACAUGUACUUCAAAGACCGCACCGGUGACACUUUCCGCUGGAAGGGCGAAAACGUGUCAACCACCGAGGUCGAGGGGACCCUUAGCCGCCUCCUGGACAUGAAGGACGUGGUGGUGUACGGAGUUGAAGUGCCAGGAGCCGAGGGGAAGGCUGGGAUGGCUGCCAUAGCGGAUCCCAUGAAUGAGACGGAUCUGCAGAAGUUUGCCGGGGACAUGGAGAAAGCCCUGCCACCCUAUGCCCGGCCGGUGUUCCUGCGCUUCCUGCCAGAGGUCGACAAGACAGGGACAUACAAGUUCCAGAAGUCUGACAUGCGGAGAGAGGGCUUCGACCCCAGAGUAGUGUCUGACAGACUGUACUUAAUGGACUCUGCCCGAGGGCAGUAUGUGGAGCUCAGCGAAGAAAUCCACCGCUCCAUCCUUUCGGGGAAACAGAAACUGUGACAUCCCCUUGCUUCUUCCUCCCUGCCGCGCACAGCCCUCCCCCCAGCCCACACUACAGCUACGACCACAAACACCAAUCCCCUUUCCUCCCUUGACCCUGUUAGGCUCCGCCUUUUGUUUACCUCAUUGACUCCACCCCACCCCCGGUGAGGAAGAGUGGGGACCUGUGGGUCGUGUUCUUAUCCAAAAUAUAUCCCCAUAAACAGGGCCCACCACAGGGACAGGUUUUACAGGAGUGCAUGGUGCCCUGGCAGCAAAAAAAAAAAAAGAAAAAAAAAAAAAA